AUGGAUGAUAGAGUUGUAUUGAAGAUUUAUUAUUACGGACAGAUCUUAUUGCAAACAUAUGAGGGAGUUCAAUUUGUGUGUGAAAAUUCAUUAGAUGUUGUUAUUCCGUUCACAUUGUCAUUUGAGAAGUUGAAAGGUGUGAUUUGUGAGAAGAUAGAUUCUCAAAGAUGUAGGAGAGUAUCGUGUAUUUUGUACAGGUAUCCUUUACCUGUGUUUGGUGGGUUUGUUCAAUUUCAGACCAAGUACGUGACGGACGAAGCGAGUAUGCAUGAAAUGUUUUCAAUGUACAUGGAAAAUCACCACCAAAUGUCGUGCAUCGAGUUAUAUAUUGAGUUUGAGAAAUCUGAAGCGAACCGUAACAUUGAAUUGAAAGAUUAUAAUAGUGAAAGCGAAGAUGAAUUUGAAAGUAACUAUGAGAUCGUCGGUCCAGGUGAAGACGAAGAUGAAGCUGGCGGCGCCAUGAACGCAGAUGUGGCAGAAGUUGCAAAUGCACUAGCAAACUCGCAUUCGUUUCAGGAGCCUUCUUUCAUGCGGUCGUUGGAUUUGGAGGCUAUGCACGCACCGGAGUUUCCGCAAUAUAUGAAUGCAGCGCCUCCUGUUGUGGCGGAUGGUGAGUUCACAGUGGGGAUGGAAUUCAGUUCAAGGGAGGCAAUAAUCAAGGCAAUGAAAGAUUAUACCAUCCGGAGAGGUGUGGACUAUCGGGUAUAUGAGUCGGAACCGACGACAUUCUAUGCCAAAUGUACAGAAUAUGAGAAUGGUUGUGACUGGUUGAUCAGGGUAACCAAAAUGCAGAAGAAGUACUGUUGGGAGAUAAGGAGGUACAAUGGAAGUCACACUUGUACCAGGUCUACUAUUUCUCAAGACCAUUCGAAGCUGGAUUCCAAGACAAUUGCAGAAGCAAUAAAGCCGUUGGUAGAGGUUGACCCGUCUAUAAAGGUGAAAUCAGUAAUUGAUGAUGUCCUGUCAAAGUUUAACUACACCAUCAGUUAUCGCAAGGCUUGGUUAGCAAAACAGCAGGCGGUCGAAUCAAUUUUCGGAAGUUGGAAAGCAUCGUAUGAAGCUUUGCCCAUAUGGUUUGAGGCCAUGUGCCACAAAGAGCCAUCAGCAGUGGUUCACUUUGAAACAAUGCCUGCUUACCAGGGGGAUGAUUUGGUUCCUGAUAUACGUGUUCUACAUAGAGUCUUCUGGAGUUAUUACCCCUGUAAUAAGGGCCUUCAGACACUGCAAGCCAGUGGUGCAGUCUCACAAGAUGGUAAUAACAACAUCAUGCCUAUUGCAUUUGCCAUAGUGGAGGGAGAGACUUCUGAUGCAUGGUACUUUUUUCUGAGCAACCUGCGUCAACAUGUGGUGACACGUGAUGGUGUGGGACUUAUCUCUGAUCGACACGAUUCGAUUAGGUCAGCUAUUGAAUGA
Arachis ipaensis is the source of this 1413-nucleotide messenger RNA. RefSeq lists its product as uncharacterized. Lineage: Eukaryota; Viridiplantae; Streptophyta; Magnoliopsida; Fabales; Fabaceae. The record is from RefSeq and is a predicted model, not a curated record.